Molecule: messenger RNA, 702 nt
Organism: Auanema sp. JU1783
Lineage: Eukaryota; Metazoa; Nematoda; Chromadorea; Rhabditida; Rhabditidae
Source: the annotation of a GenBank genome assembly
AUGUUGAUGCACGCUCAAGCAGCUACGAUAUUCCUAUUCUGUAUCCAGUAUUCUCUAGUUAUAAACUACUUGUUCCGGUUGUACUUGAUAGUUGAUCAUACUCACUUCCUUAGGAAACCUAAUCUGUUUCCUAUUAUCUGUGCUGUUAUUGUAUUCUUUUUUUCUUUCGUAUCAUCAGUAACAUUCCAAAUCGGAUAUAGUGAGUUUGACCCGAGUAGCCUUCCGUUCAAUCUUUCACAGGAGCAAUUGGAUUACAUGUCUGCGAGGACAGUUGGAUCUUACCAUCUAAAGACUUUCAGACAAAUAUUCUAUCCGGUUUAUUUCGUUUUUGCGGUUCUGCUAGUUUCAGUAAUGAUUGUAUUAACUGCAUUUGAGAUAGUUCGCACUAUUCAUAAAAAACAAAGCCUUAUGUCUACCGGAGCAUCCAGUCAUCAUCUGAGAGUGCUAAAGGUUCUAACGAUCCAGAUCGUUUGUACAAUAUCAAUAUCUUGCUGUACUCCUCUCGCAUUAGCCUUCUCGUUUUUGAUCCCUGUAAAUUCAACUGUAAUUUAUAGUUCCACGUUAGUGUUGGGUACUAGCUCUCCGGUCCAGUCUGUUCUCACCAUCUGUUUGAACCCAGUUUCCCGGAAAACUGUUCUGACUCUCAUUGGCUUAGACAAACCUAAGUCACGAAAGAAUACUAUCCGAGUAGAUGCGAAGUAG